AACCGACUACCUUCCCUCCCGGAUGCCCCAAAACCCCAAGCCGGCCCACGAACAUGUAGCACAUACACUCCAAAAUGCCGUUCCGCUGCUCUGCGCGUAGACUGCAACUUCAAAGACUACCCACACCAUGCAACGCUUCGAGGACCGUGAGAGCACCAUGGCAGUGCCGAGGUGUGGCUUCGACUGCGAAUGCUGAGAAAGUUCUCUUCCCCGGAGCACUGAACAGCGAGUUCACAAAUACCCUUGAGUUCCUCCGCCCGUCCAAAUCGAAAGGCGCGAUAUCAACAUACCGCUGCCUGAACCAGUAUGGCGAGGUCAUAGACAAGAGCACUGGCGCAGACACCACAGAUGAAGAAGCCAUCGAGUUGUACAAGAACAUGGUCCAGUUGAGCAUAAUGGACCUCCUAAUGUUCGAAGCCCAGCGCCAAGGCCGUCUGUCCUUCUACAUGGUAUCCGCCGGCGAAGAAGGGAUCUCAAUUGGCUCAGCCAGCGCCCUACACCCCUCCGACGUGAUCUUCACGCAGUACCGCGAGUCCGGCGUGUACUUGCAGCGCGGCUUCACCCUCGCCCAAUUCAUGAACCAGCUCUUCGCCAACAGCUCUGACAACGGUCUGGGCCGGAACAUGCCCGUGCAUUACGGCUCCAAAGAACUGAACAUCCACACCAUAUCCUCCACACUGGCUACACAGAUCCCACACGCAGCAGGCGCGGCGUAUGCGCUUAAACUGCAGAACGCCGGCAUCGUGGGCCGCAUCGGCGCCCCUACUGCAGGAGAAGAGACAACGGAGAGAGUAGCGGUAUGUUUCUUCGGCGAAGGCGCCGCCUCAGAAGGCGAUUUCCACUCUGCGCUUAACAUCGCCGCAACCCGGCAAGUCCCUUGUAUUUUCAUAUGCCGGAACAACGGAUACGCUAUCUCCACCCCAACUUCCGACCAGUAUCGCGGCGAUGGCAUUGCGGCGAGGGGAGCCGGGUACGGCAUCGACACGCUGCGCGUUGACGGGAACGAUAUUUUUGCUGUUAGAAGGGCGGUCAAAGAGGCGAGGAAACUCGCGCUCGAAGACGGAGGACGACCGGUGCUGGUUGAGUGUAUGGCAUACCGCGUGGGCCACCACAGCACCUCGGACGACUCGUUCGCGUACCGCCAGCGCGUGGAGGUCGAGGACUGGAAGAGGCGCGAUAAUCCGAUCACACGGCUGCGGAAGUGGAUGGAGGGCCGGGGCGUGUGGGACGAGGAGAAGGAGAAGAAGCUCAGGAGUGGGACGAGGAAGGAGGUGCUGAGGGCGUUUGAGGAGGCGGAGAAGCAGAAGAAGCCGAAUAUCAAGCAUGCAUUUACGGAUGUGUGGGAGGAGAUCACGGAAGAGCAGAGAGCUCAUGUAAGCGAGAUGGCGGAUAUAUUGAAGAGGUACCCCAAGGAGUAUGAUCUUGAGGGGUAUGAGGGUGGUGCGCAGGGACUGGACGAGCUGUUGCAGAAGAGGUAGAGCAGAGUAAACUCAAUUCAAUAACAC
Macroventuria anomochaeta is the source of this 1505-nucleotide messenger RNA. RefSeq names its product thiamine diphosphate-binding protein. Gene Ontology annotation, molecular function: oxidoreductase activity, acting on the aldehyde or oxo group of donors, disulfide as acceptor. The transcript is spliced from 3 exons. Bases 75 to 1478 code for a protein of 467 amino acids. Gene Ontology annotation, biological process: branched-chain amino acid catabolic process. The record is from RefSeq and is a predicted model, not a curated record. NCBI's taxonomy places the organism in Eukaryota, Fungi, Ascomycota, Dothideomycetes, Pleosporales, Didymellaceae.